This is a messenger RNA of Anoplophora glabripennis (Asian longhorned beetle), 2910 nucleotides long. RefSeq lists its product as uncharacterized. The record is from RefSeq and is a predicted model, not a curated record. The coding region runs from base 326 to 2503 and encodes 725 amino acids. NCBI's taxonomy places the organism in Eukaryota, Metazoa, Arthropoda, Insecta, Coleoptera, Cerambycidae. The transcript has 7 exons.
GGAGACAUUUUCUGCUAAGCGGAUUGUCUCUUUGGAAUCUCUUCGAAAAAUUAGCGGAAGCCGAGUAGACUAGUGGCCCAAGCUACUUACCAUGUACCUAGUGUAAUUGUGUGCAAGUCAAAGUUAUCGUUAACGACAGGCGUCGAUAAUUGUUGAUGUGUCCGAAAAUGUAGCAGUGAAAAAUUCUAACUUCGUUAUUUUGUAAACAUAGUGCUCGUGGUGCGCGUAGGUAUCGAAAACUGAUAUAGUGCGCGCGUGUGAAUUCAAAAGUGUGUUAAAAAUAGUGAUUUUGCUAGUGACUGGCUGAUCGUGACAUCAUGGCAGAAUGAUGAUAUAUUAUUAUGGAUUACUUCUUGAAGCAAAGUCAACAAUGCAAGCAGACGAUUUAGAAGAAGCUCUGGGUAAAGAAACUGUUGCGUUUUCAUCUAGCGAUAUGACUUUCAAUGAAAAGGACGUCAGCUCUCCCGAAAUGAAAGAGGAACCAGCGGUAGAUGAUGCAAAUUUUGAAAACACGACCAAAUUUGAAGGCAUUAAUCUGGAAGAUGACAUCGAGAAGGUUGAAGUGACCAGUCACGAGUCUUCUGAAGAAAACGAAGACGAAUGCAUCAUUUCAGAUACACCAAAAUCCGAAAUUAAUCAACCUGUCUUCAGCGGCAUUCCGACUCAAAGCACAAGCGAAUCUAUAAAGAGUUGGCUGCAAAGAAUAACAGACAUGCAAAAUGAAAUCCAAAAGAAGUGUACCACUUCCAGUGGAAAUUUAAAUCAUAUACAGUCAAUCGCUAAUAACUCCAUGGCAACCACCGUAGUCAACAGUUCUUCAGUUAAUAGCAGCAGAGUUGUUAAAUACCAAGACUUACCUUACAUGGGAGAAAUGACUUUAGACAAUUCAAAACCCAGGAGAGGAAGGAAGCCCAAGAAGGCUGAUAUUUGCCACCUGAUUUAUAAAAAUUACGGGACGAUAUUCCCUGGAACUCCAAAUCCCGGUAGUUACUUAGAAAAAGACAAUGGCAUUUUGAAGAAGUCCGUCGUUUUAGAAACGAAGGAGGACAGUAUCAAUAGAAGUGAUGUUCAAAAUAGGAUAAUUUCUAGUUUACUUGAAAAAAGACUGACUCAGGAAUAUAAAAGGACGAAGGAAAGCAGUACUACUGUUACAACUACCGGAGCGCAGUCCAAGGUGGCCGAUGACCAAAACGAACCUCUCAACCUAUGUAUACGGGACCUCAACCACUUAAAAAUUCGUCUUCUAAAGAAGACCGACAACACCUACACCUCCGAAAUCAAAUCAGAGCCGCAGUCUGACGACGACGUGGAGUUCGUUCACGAAACGCCCAGCCCAUCCGUCAGCGCAAAAAAUGAAUCCAGAUUCCUCUCCGUGACCCCUGAUAGUCUAUCGACCCCUAGUCCGGAUCCCCUUAAAACACCCGACGGGGCAACUGCUCCGGGUGGUUACGUCUAUUGGCCGAACGCAGGAGUCUUCAUUCACCCCGUAGCCUUGCAGCAGCAGUUGCUGAUGUACCAAAGAAUGGCCAAUAACAAUAGUUACAUCCUGCCGUCUAAUCACAGUCCGAAACCUCCCCCUGAAGCGAGUCCAGGGGGCAAAGGUGAUAGCAGCGCAGCGGAGUUCAGGAAACUAGUACCAAAAUUGAUCAAACCCAAAAAUAUUAGCAAUAGAGAAAGCACCGAAGAGACUGAUUUGCAACAAUUGCCAGCUCUAGAACUGAAAAAAAGAAAUGCUCCCGCUUCUUCUGAAAAGACACCUACUAAAAGGAAGCGAUCAGCAAUAUUCAUACCCCCGAUACCAGCUGAAAACACUGCCAAUCCCGCUACCGAGGUUAGCAUCUGUAAAUUCAAAUUUACCGGAGGAGCCAAACCCAGCCUACAGGAAAAAAAGAUGCUGUCUGUGGAUUCUGGAGGAAAUUUCAGGUACUACAGUGGAACGGGAGACAAAUCAAUGCGUGGUUACGAAUUCUUCCCAAGGGAAACCCUCCAACAGCAAGUCAACAACACCCAGGGUUCUUCCACGGGGGCGUUUCUCCAAGCUAGCGGCGAAAAAAUUUACCCACUACCUCCAGUGGACUUCCCCGGGGGAAAAUCCUCUUCGGAAUUCCUUCUGAGUCCCGAAAUUCAAGUCCCCACUUUCGGAGCGGCCCAGAACACCACUCAGGACUUGAAUUCGCAACGUAUGAAGAAGAGGAAGUCGAGGAAAAGCCUGCAGAGGGAGAAAUUGGAGCAGACCUUCAAGGAGAAGGGGUUCUUGAUUCAGACGCAGCAGACGGAAAGCGCAGAGGGAGCCACUUACUGCAAGUUCAGGCAGCUGCGGAAGUUUACUCGGUAUUUGUUCAGGUCGUGGAAGGAUUACCUGCCUGGAAAUUUGGCGGAGGGCGAACAGCCUCGAGGGGGGACUAGCGACAGUGCCGAACUUAACAUAAAUGACUUGUCUCAUGAUAAUACUGAUAACUUAUCAGUGCAUUCGAAUGAGUUAUCUGCCAAUAACGUGCAUUAGUUGACUUGAUAUUUUCGACACUUAUCAAUUCGGUUAUUUUUAGAACUUUACUAGACAGCAGAAGAUUUAAUAAGUUGAUUUCUUGGAUGAUUGGUGAAGUUCAUAAAGUAAUUGAUUUUAUUCUAAAAAGACAUUAUGAUGAUAUUCCAAAAUAAAAGAAAGUUUAAAAAUAUUUGUCGAAUGACAACAAACCUUUUAUAUAACACAAUUUUUUCGUUUUUAACCAAAGAUAUAAGUGAAGAAACGUUUUAUAACAGGGUGCAAUAAUUUUUAAGACUCUGAAGUGGUGCUAAUAUUGUGGUUAAGAUUUUGACAUUAUUUUUAUUAUAUAAAAAUAAACAUAAUCUAGUCUUUAUGAUAUUAUCCUUAGUACUGUGUACUCUAAAAAUAAUUUGUUGUUAAUUUAC